This is a messenger RNA of Osmia lignaria (orchard mason bee), 5310 nucleotides long. RefSeq lists its product as uncharacterized. The record is from RefSeq and is a predicted model, not a curated record. Lineage: Eukaryota; Metazoa; Arthropoda; Insecta; Hymenoptera; Megachilidae.
AAAUUUCUGCUUAUAAAACUGCAUACAACAAAUUCUAAGGUACCAUUGUUAACGGAGUGACCGUCUGAAUAUUCAGAUGGCAGAAGAGAAGAAAAAGAGGUCGCACAUGAAUUCCAGGAACAAACGUUCCUUCCCUGGUAUUGGUCACGGAAAAGCGAAUGAUUCACGAGCCUGUAGCCGAAACUACUCUCGAGUAUGAAACCCCGAAACGAGCGUCGAAGUGGGUCAUUCUGACCAACAGUACACAGAACGUUUCUGUUUCGUGUACCAGUCACCGAGUUAGGAAACGACGUAGCCGGUCACGGUCACGGACACACGCUAGAAACGAAUAUUAUUAUGAUAAUAUGGACCAGCGAGGACCUUGGACGACUUCAGGGGUUUCUGAACCGAGGAAUCAGAGACGAGAACUCGAUGAAAGUGUGCUUAAUAGCAGUUGAUCGUCACAGAUAGCCAUGUAUUGUAUCGCGUACAAGAAUAUAAAUUAAUCAGAUGAGAAUGUAGCGAAACGCGGUGGAAACGUAUUCCCGGAAAUGUUCACCGGUGACAAAGCACCGAUCUGUGACAAUGAAAGCUCCCUCGAAAGUGCGAGUAACGAAAUGCUAAUGCCAAAUACAGCGAUCGAGAUUGUGGCACAACCUCGACAAAAGUUACUGGAAUGUCACGGAAGAAGCACAGCUGAGGAACAGGAGAGUGUGGAGAGAAAAAGAGGGAGAGAAUGAGGAACCCGUUAGGCGUUGGAACGCGAUUCCGCUCGAUGAAAGAUGUACCAACUUGUCCCUGUUUAUCAUUCCAUUAUAUGACAAGAAAGAUGCAACCCAAUCCAUGGACCCUGAUGAUUGCUCUGGCCUUUGUGGCCAGCGUUUCCUCGGAGUACCUGAUGGGCGGACACAUGGACAACGGUCCGCCGAAGUCUCUACUGGAAGAGAUGGAAUCUUCUCCGACUUUGGCAAGGACGGCGCAGCUGGAUGACCUUGACCUGGAUCUCGACGCAGAAGGGAGCACCGUUGCCCUGUCGACGUCCAACGACGAGGAAGCGCCUCGUUAUCAUCUUCCGUAUCCUUUCGCCUUCAACGGUGGCAGACCGUUCUCCCUGGAGAAGGAUCCGAUCACUGGGAAAAUCGACUUCGAGAAGGCACCGCCCGUGAAAGCGUUAAACUACACCAGUCGUUAUCAGGUACCGGUGAACGACGAGGAACAACCAGACGAUAAAGAAUUUUCAAACGAGGAUACAAAGAAGAAUGCGGAGAACAAAGAGACCGUCGAUGUUAGCCCUAACGAAAUCAAUCCGUAUUCGCCAAAUUUUCACGAUUUCCUCAAUCUACCUGUUCAUUAUUCUUCUGACAAGUACGGCAAGGACAAGUACCCAUUGAUAUCGAGCUCCUAUGCGAACACGAAAGUACAAAGUGGCUCAAACAGCUACAGCACCUAUAAUCAUAAACCUUAUCACGGAGAAACUGUGGCCUACUAUCAUACGAGAAAACCGUAUGUAUCUAAAACGACCUCUGCAACCACCACGACGACUAGUACUACUCCAAGAACCACACCGUCGUCUACUACCACUACCACUACCACUACUACCACUCCCAAGCCUGUAACAACUAGCACGACAACUACGACUACUACCACGACCACGACUACUCCUCCUCCACCGAGUAGCACUGCAUCCGUUUCUACGAAGGCGCCCGUUGUAACCACUUGGAAGCCUCCAAGUACCACUAAAAGAUUCGUAGGUCAGUUGGACGACUACGAGGAUAUUCUUCCAAUAGAGAAACUUCAGGCUACCAUGUAUAAUAAUCGUCAUCAGGGAACGAAUAACAUAAUGCAUAAUCGGGAUCCUCAGACGAAGCCUUCUAUGCAACACGAAGAGUAUAUGGAUAGUUACGAAGAUUACGAAAUGAACGAUGGAGAUGAUUACGUUCCAGUAAAAGACUCGACCAACGAGAUCGUCAAGACCAGUACAUUACCUGCGACAACGUCCACUGUUUCAAACGUGACAGGAACAACUGUUGGUACCCCAGAAACUCCUGUGUCUACCACUGCUGUUACAAGCACAGCAACUCCAUCAGCAUCCAGCACGCAUUCUUCGUCGGUGCUUCAAGAGAAUACUUAUCAAACAAAUUCGGUACCGUUUCAAGCACUGCCGCAACGUCCGGUAACAUCCAUGCCUUUGGAUAACGAUCCUCGAUUCCCAUCGGGUUUUGAAAACGAUAACCGAAAACAGGGUAUCGCGGACAACGUUAUUGUUAACCAAAAUUAUCGACCAAAUCCCAUUGUUGGACAGAGACCAAGUGGAUUGAGCGGAGGAUACGUAGUAGAGAGCACCAGUAAUAUCGUCAUACCACCUGAUCAGGAUACGGUAUCUUUCGUUCUUGGCAAUCGACAAAACGUCGAAGGGGGAUAUUAUUCAGUGGGCACGGCUAUUGGAGAGAAUCCCUAUGUUGGUUCCCCUGGUAUUGAUACCUCCUUUCGACCUCUCUACGGUGUCCAAUCCGAUAAAGGCAACUAUGAUCUACAAACGGAUCACCUGGGUACCAUUGGUUUGCCUUCGGUAUCUGUCCUGGAGAACAAUCCUAACUAUGCUCCCCAAGCUUGGCGACAACCAAAUCCCUCUGCCAGUCAGAAGUUAGGCAACGAGAUAGAACCUUCCAGGCCUCAGAAUUCAUUCGUGAAGGGUACCGUGCUUAUGGAACAGGCAGACGAUAAGAAGGACGAUAAAGACGUAAACUUUGUAGUGUUUCCUAAAGACGAACCCAAACAGCCGGUCGAGGAGCAUAUCGUCGUUAUAAACGAAGCCGAUGGCACUGUACACGAGAUCACCGCUUCUUCUACAACGAAAAAACCUGUUAGGGUGAAUCCGCCUGUGCUUAACGAAGAACAUCUUCCACAACUUUCAGAAGACUUGACUCCACCAACCGAGCGACCAAGACCACCUCCACAGUUCCAUUACCAUUACCAUCAUGGCGGUACAGCGAGACCUGAUCAUCCCAGACCUCAAAGGCUUCCGAUACCACCGCGUGGAAAGCAACCACCCUCGCCUGCUUUCCCACCUCCUCCUCCUUCGGAAGCAGUAGGGAUAAGAAGACGUCCUUACUCCCCUGACACUAAUUUGCCUAAUAUUCUUCCACAGUUUCGGCCAAACGCUAAAACGUCUCACGGUCAUCGAGGAUCGGAAAGCAUCGGUACCAUUCCUGCUGGUCAAACUUAUCCAUCCACCAGGAUAAGGCAACCCGUGCAAUCUCAUCCACCUACCAGAAGACCUCUUCCUCCACCGCCGUCCUAUCUUCAAAGGUUAAACCCUCCGCCGCCACCGAUUCACGCGCUUCGACUUGCUGCCGCAGCUUCAACUAAAACCGAGAACGUGAUACCUCCUCGAGAGCCGGAGCCAACCGUAAAAAGGUUUCGCCCUCCGCCGAUACCGGCCACCUCCAGAGGCGAGGACGACGUCAAGUUGGCGCAACGAUUGUCCAGUCAGAAACUGCGACUGGAAGAGGAGGAGAGAUCGGAACGUUACUCGGAGGAACCGCCUCAACUUCCUCCAAGACCACCGAUAUUUCCGAAACGUAGAACCGCGGAUCCGCCGCACGUGGCUACUCUUCAAAUGAUCCAGCACCAUGGAGAAUUCGAAGAAGACAAUACAGAGUCUAAUCCUUCGUCAACAGGUACGAACACCAACGACGAGUCGGAGAGGAUUCUGACCGACCAGGAUGCGGACAGGAGAAAGUUCGACGAGCGUGAAACGAUUGCCGAGCCACCGGUUUACGUGGUUUAUCCUGUGAACACCGCGGUAAAUAUACACCCUGAUGAUUCCAGGGAGAAGGACGAGAGCGUGGUAGUUGGAACUCGGGGUCCUCAUCGACCUCUACCACCGGAGACGCUUCUUCAGGACAACGAGGAGCAAGAGAUGAACGAAGAAUCAGGUCCAAUUGUUCAGAAUAUGUUCAACAGCCGUCCUGUCGCAUCCGACUUUCCGUAUCCCCUGGAACGUCCUGAUCCUUCGAUUCUUGUCACUGGCAUGAGGGAGACACCACUGUUGGUGCCCAGUGAUCAGAGACAAGAGGACUCUACCAAAGAGAGUAACGAAGAGAAAGAUGAAAAGGAUUCGAGCGUGAACGUUAUACCGUACUUGCAGGACUUUGUACCUUUCCCGGCGAGGAAGAACGAGGUAAUAUCAGCGACCCUCUAUCGUGGUCCAUCUCCUCCGUCCUCGACGCCGAUCGCUUUUGUUUACACGCCAACGGCGCAAGCAUCUCAUCGACUGGACGUAGAUGUACGGGACGAGGAGGAUAAUUCAAAGAGCGAGAAAAACGAGCAGAAGCCGGUUCUCUUACCUUCUCAACAACCAUCUAGUUCCUCGAGUUCAGCACCGUCCCCGCAGAAUUUCAUGGCACCGUUCGUCGCCAGCGUAAGCGCGGAAGCACCUUCGAAGAAUGGCUGGAGCGUUGUUAUGGUGGAACCUGCUGCGAACAGGAAAUCGGACGAGGAUCGCGACUCCUUGGAGAAUCCCUCGGACACGGAAGAGUCUCAGACAGAGAAGAGCGAAUUCGAUGUUGAGAAUUUCAAACCGCAGUUGUUCGGUGGAUUCAAACCGAUUUAUGAGUUUCCAACGCAAGACGAGGACCGAGCAGAACGUAGGGAAUCCGGCGAUGAUAAUUCAGAGGCAGUCACGUCUGUUCAGCAAUCUGUUAAUUCGACGGUUUGAUGAAGAGAAACUUCUUCAUGAUAAGCUUAGUUUCGAAUAUUUCGUUGACUGUUCUCACGGUCUUCUUGGCAUUGUUAUUCUCUCAAAGAUAGGUCGACUUGGUUCUGAAUUAAGUCACGACGAGGAUCUUAGUAUUAGAAUAAUGCUGAAUGGAACGUUGUUUCAAAGGAAGAACUAAAUGUUUCGAGACUUCGUACACUGGUGACUGGGGCGAUUUGUUGUCUUCUUUGGGAGGGGCAACAAAUUAAUUAUAAGUCUGAACAUCUACAUCUACAUCCUUUGAUGAUUCUGAAUCGUUAAGCUUCAAGCAAAGGGUUAAAUGCAACGAGGUGCAAGUAUUUAAUACUUGCUAAUUACUAUACUUACUAAUAAUAUAAUAUUUUAUAUCAGUUAAUAAUGAAGUAGUAUUUGCACCACUUUGCAUGUAAUCCUCUUAAACACGAUCGCAAAGAAAUACCGAGAAAUGUUAUAUUUAUAUUAAUUUAUAUACUUUAUCGAUAGGCUACAUAUAGUAAUUUAUAAAAUUUCACCUAUAUAUUAUAAAUUUUCAUGUUUUGUAUAUGUAGAUUUGUAUCCUGUUCAUAUUAGAUAUCUCAAACAUUUUCACACAU